AUGGCGGACAACGCAACUUUCGGGGAAUACCAUAGGCUUCAUUCCUUCAUCAAAGUGAUUUCCGGUUCCCGCAACAAAGAGGAAUUGCGGCUACCUCCACAAUGGGUUGCGGAAUAUGGGAAUGACCUGUCGUUCGACUGUCGGCUCGUGAUGCCAAAUGGAUCCAGUUGGCAAGUCCGCGCGCUGAAAAUAGCCAGUGGAUGCCACUUUUGCGUUGGAUGGUCGGAAUUCCGGCGCGGGAAUAAUAUUUCCCAUGGUGAGAAACUAACCUUCACUCUCGUCGAUGUGGGGAUUUUCCACGUAAAAAGAUACAAGUUGGGGACCGGGUGUCCGCCACGCUGUGAUCGCGAAGCGUUAACUGAGGAGGAAGAGGACGAUGAGGUCUACACACCUGACAUUGAUUCGUCGGACGAUUAUCCCCCCUCCGACGUGGAAUCCGAGUCAGCAGACGACAGUGACUACGACGCUGAUAGGAGUGCGCUUGAUGAAGACGAGUAUCCCACAUGGUCGUUGAAGCUGACCAAAUCAAACACCAAGCGAACAAUAGAAAUUCCUAAUGAAUUUUGGCAACUUCACCUACGUGCCGCCCCGAAGCAGAGUGUCGUGCAUUUUCUAGUCGACGGGCAAACAUGGCGGAUCUUGCUCAAGCAUAGCUCGGGCAAGAUCUGGGUCAAGCAUGGAUGGCGCCACUUCAAGGAUGCCAACGCGUUGUUCCCAGGUGUUCGUUGCCACUUUAAACUCGUUGAUGCGCAGGAUAUCCAGUUCUAUGUUUGGUUUGAUCGGCCAUAA
Messenger RNA from Salvia splendens (bonfire salvia), 789 nucleotides. RefSeq names its product B3 domain-containing protein REM1. The coding region runs from base 1 to 789 and encodes 262 amino acids. Gene Ontology annotation, molecular function: DNA binding. The transcript is spliced from 3 exons. Lineage: Eukaryota; Viridiplantae; Streptophyta; Magnoliopsida; Lamiales; Lamiaceae. The record is from RefSeq and is a predicted model, not a curated record.